GCACUGACUGGCACUGUUAGGUGGCAAUGAUAGCCAGCACUGACGGGCACUUAUAGGUGACACAGAAGCACACUGAUAGAUGGCACUGACUGGCAUUGAUAGGUGGCACUGAAUGGCACUGAUGGGUGACACUGAAAGGCAGCUCAGAUGGGCACUGAUAUCUGGCAAUGAUGUGUACUGGCAGGUGGCACUGAUGGGCACUGAAAGGCAGCACUCAUAUAUUGCACUGAUCGGUGGAACUGACUGGCACUGUUAGGUGGCACUGACUGGCACAGUU
Molecule: messenger RNA, 277 nt
Organism: Staurois parvus
Lineage: Eukaryota; Metazoa; Chordata; Amphibia; Anura; Ranidae
Source: the annotation of a GenBank genome assembly